Molecule: messenger RNA, 2804 nt
Organism: Gopherus flavomarginatus (Mexican gopher tortoise)
Lineage: Eukaryota; Metazoa; Chordata; Testudines; Testudinidae
Gene: REEP4
Product: receptor accessory protein 4
Exons: 8
Coding region: 557-1357 (266 amino acids)
Biological process (GO): endoplasmic reticulum tubular network organization
Cellular component (GO): endoplasmic reticulum membrane; cytoplasmic microtubule; endoplasmic reticulum tubular network
Molecular function (GO): microtubule binding
Source: RefSeq, a predicted model, not a curated record
UCUGGGGUUGGGCGGCCGGCUGGCUGCAGCCUGCGACAUUCAACUGGCUGCAAACUCCGCCUCGGCGCACCAGGAAGGAGCCUGCAGCCCCUAGCUCGGGCCAGCGCAGGGAGCAGCAGCCGGGGCGUGCAGAGCCUCCCCCCUGCACCCCCAGGGCUUGGUAGCCGCAGCCAGGGGCAGGCAGAGCAUCCUCUUCCCCGCCCAGGGUGAGCAGCGGGCAGAGCCCGGGGCAAGGGGCAGCCCGUCAGGGGAUGCCAGGGCCAGUUCAGAGCUAGCCAGGGCCAUAGGGGCCAGUGGGAACCAGUCAGCGGCAGGCCCUGCCUUGCACCCCCCGCAGGGAAACUGGCAGCAGCCUCGAGAAAGCAGCCGAGCAGGGCCCCGCUCUGCCCGAGAGACACCCAGCGCAAGGCAUUCCUGCGGCAUUAGCUAAUCCAGAGCCCCGCCGAGCAGCAUCUGCCAGGCUCCGCCGCCGAGAUCUCUCCCCUCUCCAGCGCUCCGUGGCCACCCAGCCUGCUGCUCUCCGCCCGCAAGCCCGGGGCCCCCUUGCUGAUGCGCCAUGGUCUCCUGGAUAAUCUGCCGCGUGGUCGUGCUGGUGUUCGGAAUGCUCUAUCCGGCCUAUGCCUCCUACAAGGCAGUGAAAACCAAGAACAUCCGGGAAUACGUCCGCUGGAUGAUGUACUGGAUUGUGUUUGCGCUCUUCAUGGCUACAGAGACCCUCACAGAUACAUUCGUUUCCUGGUUUCCCUUCUACUAUGAGAUCAAGAUGGCAUUUGUCGUGUGGCUGCUUUCCCCCUACACCAAGGGAGCCAGCCUGCUCUACCGGAAGUUUGUGCACCCCACGCUGUCCCACAGAGAGAAGGAAAUCGACCUGUACAUUGCCCAGGCCAAGGAGCGUGGGUACGAGACUAUGGUGAACUUUGGCAAGAAGAGCCUCAACAUUGCAGCCACAGCUGCCGUCCAAGCUGCGGCCAAGAGCCAGGGAGCCCUGGCUGGGCGUCUGCGCAGCUUCAGCAUGCAGGACCUGCGCGCCAUCCCUGACGACGCCCCCGUGCACUACGAAGACCCCUUGUACCUGGAGGAGCAGGAGAUGAGGAGGCGGCCAAUAGGUUACAGAAUCGCCUCGGCUGGCCGGCAGCCUGGGCACAAGAGUGACUCGGAGGAAGAGGAGUGCUGGUCGGACUCCCAGAUCUCUCCCAAGGCUCUUCCCCGCAGCCGGGACUUCGCGCUGUCCAAAACAAUCUCCAGGAGCCAGAGCCUGCGCGUCAUGAAGAAGAGACCCCAAGUCAAAGAGGGCUCUUCCAGGCUGGUGCGGGGCCGGGCGAGGAAGAAGACGGUGCAGCCGGAUCAGGACAGUUAGCCUGCAAGAGCUGGGCUUCACCGGGAAUCUUAACCUGACGUGAUUUGGUUGCCACGCCAGGGGUGGCACCUGUCUCCAUGGGGCCAUGUGCCACUUCCUACUACAUGCCUGGCAGAGGAGAUAGCUAUUUCUAAUGGGGCAGGAGGUCCCCAUACACCCCACUGUAAAUAUCUUGUCCCUCUCCUGUCCUGAUAGGUCCCUGUACCUUCCUGUCAACUUCCUGCUGCUCUCUGCCCUAGGAGCUGCCUCUACGCACAAUGGUUCCCUGGGUGUAAAUAGCCCAGCGCCAGGCCUGCUGCACUCUGCACAUGGGGUUCAAUCUCGACUCCCCUGCUGUUCUGCUGGGCCCCAGCAUGACUCCUCCAUAGCUGGGUUAGCGGCACUUUAGACCAUGGAGCUAUUCUCCUGAGCUACUUCACAUGCCCUGUCGCUGUCCCAAGGUGAAAGGCCCCCCUGUGCCUCCAUCGAUCUGCUGCAGGUCAGCUCUAGUGCCUCUGACCCCUCCUGCUGCCAUCCUCCCUCUGACCCAGGCAAUUCUGCCCGCCCAGAGGGGUGUCUUACAUUCUUGCAACUAGUUCCAUAGGGCGACGACUUUUGUUUCACUCAGGUUUCUCUGCUGUCUGCCACUGCCCAGCUUGGGAGUGCUCUGCACCACCCAGUGUGCCUGAGCACCCUGGGCGGGUGCAAUGAACUGCUUUCCCUCCUGCUUGUGGGUCAGGAGUUGUGGUGAGUAGCAGCUUGGACCAGGUCCAGGAGGGUCACAGGCAUGCUGUGUCCUGGAUAUUACAUCCUCCUGCUCUGCAGUCUUUAAUGCACAGGUUUGGGGGGAUAUUUAUUUGUAGAGUAACUAGCAGUUGCCUUAUGGAAUCUGAGUGAACCUCUCCAGUCCCUCUGUUGCCGGGGGUCCACCAUGGAACGUUUGUGGCUGAAAUGACUGAUGCUUUAAGCCAAGCAGAGCGCUUCUGUGAGCCGUCAACUCUCCAGAGAUCUGUGUCUUCGAUCAAAUGAUCCACGUCUGAAUGGAAUGUACACAUCAGCCCAGAGGCUCCCUUAGUUACUGUCCUGGUGACCUCUUCUAAACAUCCCAGCCUUAUCGAAAGGCAGAGGUGUGAUGCGGUGAGAACUUCCCCUUUUGUCUCAGUUACACGAAACCAAAGACCUCAAGUGCCAAAAAUCUAUGCGCUCCUUUGCCUUUAGACCCAGAACACAGCCCUGGGAGCUGGUCACCUCUGCCCCAUGUGGAUUUCUGUAGCCACCCCCAUCUCCCCGACUGCAGCUCAAAGAUCAGACCCUCCACCGUCUUGCCUCAAAUCCCUGUUACUUGAAAACAGACUGACUGACUUGCUCUCUAGCCCCACUUCUGUGUCCUUUACCCUCAGUUGGUUUUUAUGUUAGACCCUCAUGUAUAAAGCUUUUGUAUAUUUAAAUACAUGAACUUGUGAAAUGA